AUGGAUACUGAAGCGACCCCGCAAAGCCAAUGGCGUUUUGCCCAAUGUUUUGGUGACAAAGGCGAAGUCGAAGACAUCACGGAAGCUGAUAUCAUCUCCACGGUUGAAUUCGAUCACACUGGAGACUACCUUGCAACGGGUGAUAAAGGUGGACGCGUCGUUCUUUUUGAGCGCAAUGAGCAGAAAAAAGGAUGCGAGUACAAAUUUUACACCGAGUUCCAGUCACACGAGCCAGAGUUUGACUACCUCAAGUCUCUUGAGAUAGAAGAAAAGAUCAAUCGCAUUCGAUGGUGUAAGCGCCAGAACGCGGCGCACUUCCUUCUUAGCACCAACGACAAGACCAUCAAGCUGUGGAAGGUCUUCGACAAGCAGAUCAAGGUCGUUGCCGAGAACAACCAUACGGAGUACGGAGGUGGCGCGCCCGGCUCUCAGGCUCUGCUUCGUCUGCCCCGCAUGACGACUCAUGACUCCAUUACAGCUGCUGUCCCGCGCAAGGUCUACGCCAAUGCUCACGCCUAUCACAUCAACUCCAUCUCAGUGAACUCGGACGGCGAGACCUACAUUUCUGCCGACGACCUGCGCAUUAACCUGUGGAACCUCAACAUCAGCGAUCAGAGCUUCAAUAUCGUUGAUAUCAAGCCUGUCAAUAUGGAAGAGUUGACUGAAGUGAUUACGGCUGCCGAGUUCCACCCCAUCAACUGUAACCAUUUCAUGUACUCGAGCUCGAAGGGUACAAUCAAGCUUGCCGACAUGCGAGAAUCUGCCCUGUGUGAUCAGCACGCGAAACUGUUCGAGGAGGAGGAGGACCCUUCUCAAAAGUCCUUCUUCUCAGAGAUCAUUUCAUCCAUCUCCGAUGUCAAGUUCUCGCGUGAUGGCCGCUAUAUUCUAUCGCGAGAUUACCUUACGCUCAAGAUCUGGGACAUGAACAUGGAGAACAAGCCCGUGAAAACUAUCAACAUUCAUGACCACCUGCGCCAGAAGCUUUGCGACCUGUACGAGAAUGAUUGCAUCUUCGACAAGUUUGAAUGCACGUUCAGCGGCGACGGAAGCGACAACGACGUUGUUCUGCAGGCCGACAAGUCUGCAUUCAAGGCGAAGAAGAUCGGCGGGGCUCGAGGAAAGGUUCCAGGCAAGAAAGAGGGGCUGCAGACGGAGGGCAUUGACUUCGCUAAGAAGAUUCUUCACGGCAGCUGGCACCCACGGGAGAACACGAUUGCCAUCGCAGCGACGAACAAUCUCAUGCCCCGCCACCCCCUAUCCUGCAUCCCCGUCACAAACAUGGGACGAGCCUAG
Molecule: messenger RNA, 1293 nt
Organism: Trichosporon asahii var. asahii CBS 2479
Lineage: Eukaryota; Fungi; Basidiomycota; Tremellomycetes; Trichosporonales; Trichosporonaceae
Product: protein phosphatase 2A regulatory B subunit
Exons: 10
Coding region: 1-1293 (430 amino acids)
Biological process (GO): peptidyl-serine dephosphorylation
Cellular component (GO): cytosol; protein phosphatase type 2A complex
Molecular function (GO): protein phosphatase regulator activity; protein binding
Source: RefSeq, a predicted model, not a curated record